AUGCCGAGUAUUUGUUCGAUAUCUGGUUGUAAAAAUACGUAUGUAAGUAGUGGUGAUCCUUACAACCUCAUCAGUUUCCACAGGAUACCCAAACAUCCUGAGAAGAGAUUUUUAUGGGAGCAACAAGUUAAAGCACUCAUUGAUGAUUAUGAAAAAAAGAAAAUGGUUGUCGUCUGCAGUGAGCACUUCACAGAAGAUUCAUUCUACUAUAUGCAUGGUAGAAAAAUGUUAAAAAGUUCAGCCAUUCCUGAAAUUUUCAAAACUAAGGAAAAUUUAGAAAAUGUCAGAUUCGAAUGUGGGAAAGAUAAUGGGGUCCACGUAAAUAUUGGCCAACAGACCAACACACCUGGGGAGACAAAUUUCAUGGAUGGCAUGACUUUCAGCAACGAGUUUCAAAACUCAGAAAAAUUUGUGAAUCACAACGAUUACACAAUCAAGCUGUUUAUAAAGACAGAUUACUGCCUCUUGCAACCUUGGCAUAGCUGA
This is a messenger RNA of Helobdella robusta, 486 nucleotides long. RefSeq lists its product as hypothetical. Bases 1 to 486 code for a protein of 161 amino acids. Gene Ontology annotation, molecular function: sequence-specific DNA binding. The record is from RefSeq and is a predicted model, not a curated record. Lineage: Eukaryota; Metazoa; Annelida; Clitellata; Rhynchobdellida; Glossiphoniidae. The transcript is spliced from 4 exons.